Solenopsis invicta (red fire ant) is the source of this 1576-nucleotide messenger RNA. RefSeq lists its product as uncharacterized. The record is from RefSeq and is a predicted model, not a curated record. Gene Ontology annotation, molecular function: lipid carrier activity. The transcript has 2 exons. Bases 513 to 1412 code for a protein of 299 amino acids. Lineage: Eukaryota; Metazoa; Arthropoda; Insecta; Hymenoptera; Formicidae. Gene Ontology annotation, biological process: lipid transport.
UUAUUUAUCAUGUUAUAAAUAAGGUAUCCGAACCGAAUAAGACCCACUUAUUUUAUUUUUAAAAACUCUUUUGAUGAGAAUAUUAAAAUAAACUAAACAAAAAUAAAAUCUUUAUUUCAAUUAGAAAAAUAAGAUACAUCCUAUACAUGUUAUAUAUUAUCACUAAGCCUAUUGUUUACGUUAGAGAGACGAGAUUCAGCGGUCGAAUUGAAGUGUACUUCUAAUAGCAAGCAAGUCGAAACAAUAUUUCGCAAAGAGGAUGAGCGUAUUUUGAUAUAAUAAAAGAGCUCCCAAGCGAAGGAAUAACAUUAGUAGACGUGUCAGAAGAUACGUUGCUUCAAGAUGGUGAGCGCUGCUCUUCUCCCGUUCUUCGUAGGUAAGUUAACUGAUCAAAAAAUCAGCCAACAAAUUAUUGGAGAAAAAUUAAGAUCCUGUAGCUAAUCCAAAAUUGGACAUGAUACAACUUUGAAAGAUCAAUUAGAAAGAUUAAUUUUUAUAAAUUAUUACAGUAAAUGAUGAGAUAUUUCAACAUUGUACCUGACCAAAUGUUUUCUUUAUUUUUUUUAGCGGUCGAGUUGUUCAAUCCAAACAUUUCACAAAGUCAUUUUAAUCCAGACUAUACCUUCAAACUGAAUAAAACCACUACAGUAUUCAGGGAGCCUCUUCAUAUUAUACAACUUACUGCUACAAUCGUAUGUCGUUUGUCCGCACAGAACGUGUACGUUACCUGUGUUUUACGUGAUAUCAUGUAUGAGUCGUUCUUAAAAUACAUAACUCUCAAUGAGCCAACUUAUAUCGCAAGAGAGAUAAUUCCCGACGAAAAUAACAAAGACUGGUUUCGAAUUAAGUUUAAUAACACUGGUGUAGAAAAAAUAUUGGUGUCUAGAGCUUGUGAUAAAAGAGAUAUUAUUAAAGAGAUUGCUAGUCAAUUUAACAUGGGUAACGAACUGAAUUUAAGAGAAUCGUCUAGAUUUUGGGACGAUCAAUUCGAAGCAAAGGAAACGACACUAGCAGGCCGUUGUAACACCAGAUAUAUGAUACGUAUGAGAGGAAAAGAGAAUGAAAGACAAGACACUCAUUUCCGAGUUGUAUUUCCAGAUAUAAACUUCGAAGAGACUAAAUAUGUAGAAAUUGAGAAGAUUAGAAGUAAGUGCGAAUAUUCAAAGGGAUUUUUCGAUUUCUUGAACGGAUUGGAAGUGACACAAUAUAGCCAUUCAAUGAAAGUGUUUGAUGAUCAAUUUCAAAUAUCCACUAUAAUGAAUGUGGAAUUACCAGCUGACCCAUGGAACGAAAAAUAUAAACGUGUGUUUAAGGAAACAACAUUGCUAAAUCUAACUAACGUUGAACCUCAACAUUCAAACAAUCUACGAACUCCUUACAAUAAUUUCUGGACUGAUACAUUAAGAUUAUAAUCAAAUAUAGAAUUGUAGUUGUAUCUCAUCCAUUUUUAGACUAGCCACAAAAUCUUAAUUUCUUCUAAAAAGUAUGAAGUAUUAUGUUGUAUAAUAUGUUAUCUUAAUUCAAACACCCAUGUAUUCUAAAAAAAAACUUAGUAAAUGAUACAUUUCAUGUGAUA